Molecule: messenger RNA, 3662 nt
Organism: Oncorhynchus gorbuscha (pink salmon)
Lineage: Eukaryota; Metazoa; Chordata; Actinopteri; Salmoniformes; Salmonidae
Gene: miga1
Product: mitoguardin 1
Exons: 8
Coding region: 2320-2949 (209 amino acids)
Biological process (GO): mitochondrial fusion
Source: RefSeq, a predicted model, not a curated record
AGUUACUGACUGGUUUUCUGAUCCACACCAGAUACUGACUGGUUUUCUGAUCCAAACCCCUACUGUUUUAUUAAGGUAUCAGUGACCAACGGAUGCACAGCUGUGCUCCCGGUCAUGUGACUUCCAUAGAUUCAUUUAUUUAGUCUCAUUUCCUUAUGAACUGUAACUCAGUAAAAUCUUUGAAAUUCUUGCAUGUUGCAAUUCUAUUUUUGUUCGGUGUAGCUAAAUACAAAUUUCAUAACCAAAAUAUAAUAUAUAUAUAUAAUCAUUGCAUUAGUAUUCAGCCACUUUAAGGCACGCCUAAAUUAGUUCAUUAAUGUGGCGUAACACAUCACAUAAGUUACACGGACUCUGUGGGGAGGGGGGAUCAUUUCUCACAUCAGAUAAAGAUUGACAUGCUUUUUGAACUACUAACGCUGUGCCUCGUGAUAUAGAUAGAUGAGAUCUACGGUCCUUCUGUCAAGUAAUGAAUUUCAAGCACAGAUUCAACAACAAAGACCAGGGAUCUUUUGAAAUGGGUAACACAUAUUUUUUUUAAAUCUGACCUUGAAUAUCUCCUCAGUAAAAGGUAUAUGACAGCCCACUUGGGAGUUUGCCAAAGGCAGUUAAAGUUUCUUAGACAAUGAGGGAAAAAAUGAUCUGGUCUGAUGAAACCAAGAUUGAAAUCUUUGGCCUGAAUGUCAAUCGUCAUGUCUGGAGGAAACGUAUCGGUGAUCAUCGGCCAUUACACAACCUGGAAAUUGCAAAUUCAACGAUGAGUGGGUUGGAAGGAAUCAGUGGCUAACUGCAAGUGUUGCAAAGCAAUCACUAUUUUGCUUCCUGUCUGUCAUCUCACAUUUUCCUCCAUCUGUGUGCACGGUUGUGAACCUUAAUUCAUAGGUUGUAGCAUGAUAGAUAUAGUUUAGGUGUAGACAGCUACAAAAUACUUAUCAAUGUUCCAUUGAACUGGGUGAAUGGAAUAUGAAUGACAGUAACCUAAACCUAUCGAUGUUACAUUGAACUGGGUGAAUGGAAUAUGAAUGACAGUAACCUAAACCUAUUGAUGUCACAUUGAACAGGGUGAAUGGAAUAUGAAUGACAGUCAUCCAAUAUGCUGUAAAAGAAAUAAGGCCAUGCUCAUGAGAAGGGGAAGAAAUCGUCCUCGUCAUCAACCGCAGAUGGUUGUCCGUCUGAACUGAGCUGCAGGGUGGGAAGGAAACUGAUCAGGGAUGAUACCAUAAGGCCAUUGGUGAUAUUAAAAUGGCUAGAGUUCAAUGUCUGAUGGUAGAGAACUGAGGAGAUUGAUCAACAACAUUGUAGUGACUCCACAAUGAGUGAAAAUAUAAUCAUUUAUUUUCAAGCAUGGUGGUGGCUGCAUCAUGGAAUGCCUGUCAUUGGUAAGGACUAGGGAGGUUUUUUUUUUGUAUAAAAAUACAUGGACUGGAGCUAAGCACAGGCUAAAUCCUAGAGGAAAACCUGGUCGUCUGCUUUCCACCAGACACUGGGAGAUGAAUUCACCUUUCAGUAGGACAAUAACCUAAAGCAGAGGGCCAGAUCUACACUGGAGUUGCUUACCAAGAAGGCAAUGAAUGUUGGCAAAGUUAGUUUCGACUUCAAUACUGUCUAAUAAUGAUUCCCCCCCCAAACAUCUUGAAUAGUUUUUGAAAAGAAUACCGGGCAAAUCUUGCACUAUCCAGGUGUGCAAAGGCCUUGGCGCCCAAGAAGACACCACUUUAAUCGACUCCAAAGGUUUUUCUAACAGGUAUUGACUCGGGGAGCUGACUCGGGGAGCUGACAACUUAAGCAACGACUAUUUCAGUUCUUAUACAUUUUACAUUUUUCUUUAUUUUGUGUAGAUUUCUUGUAACCUACAUGUGUAGUUAUUAACUAUAAUAUUAUCUCUCUCUCAGUUGUCAGAGCAUCACAGGGAGCUGCGUAGUGCCUAUGUCCUGAGGUCUCUAUACCACUACCCCUUGUAACCUACAUGUGUAGUUAUUAACUAUAAUAUUAUCUCUCUCUCAGUUGUCAGAGCAGCACAGGGAGCUGCGUAGUGCCUAUGUCCUGGGGUCAUGCAUAGCUAUUAAUCCCUUCUAUGAGGAGGCCAUACAGUUGGCUGAGGAGGGAAAGAUCUCCUGCAGAGUACACAGGACUGAGCUGCUGGAUUGUCUUGGGGACACUGACUUCCUGGCCAAGUUACACUGUGUGCGGCAGGCCUGUCAACUGAUUCUGUGUGAGAGGGCAACGAGGACGUUUCUGGCCGAAACCGGAAAGAAGAUACUGUCUUCCAUUAUUGUAAAAGCGCAUAAGAGCCCGAAGAGGUUUGAAGAAGUGUUUGAGGAGAUGAUUGUUUUCCUGGAGCACCCGGAACACUGGGAGAACACCGAGGUGGAGCUGGCCACGAGAGGGGUGAAACACCUCAACUUCUAUGACAUAGUGUUGGACUUCAUCCUGAUGGACUCAUUUGAGGACCUGGAGAAUCCUCCCAUCUCCAUCCAGAACGUUGUCAACAAUCGUUGGCUCAACUCGUCCUUCAAAGAGACCGCGGUGGCGUCUAGCUGUUGGUCGGUGCUGAAGCAGAAGAGACAACACAUGAGGGUGCAUGAUGGGUUCAUAGCCCACUUCUACUCUGUGUGUGAGCAGGUCAGUCCUGUCCUGGCCUGGGGCUUCUUAGGGCCCAAGACUUCCCUGCACGACUUCUGCUGCUUCUUCAAGGAUCAGGUGCUGUUCUUCCUGAAGGAUGUCUUUGACCUGGAGAAGGUGCGUUACUGCAGUGUGGAAACUCUAGCUGAGGACAUGCUCCACCUCCUCCAUCGCCGGUCUGAGCUGCUGUUGGCCUACCUGGGGGCGGACUCCCACUCCCUGCAGCACAUCAACAGCUGCGUCACUGCCACCCCCCUCACCACAACAGCCAGCCCCCAACUCCACCCCUCCGCCCUGGAAGAGGCAGUGGGAAGCCAGAUCUAUCCCUAGAUCUGAGAAAAUUAAAUGGGUCUCUAAAAGUGCAUUGGGUUGAUUUGGGAUUGGGCAAGAGACACCCAGUCCCAAAGUAACUGCUAGCCACUUAUGGAGAAUGGAUAAGGGGGUUGAUUGGGCAGAGACUAAGCUAGUGUCACAACCCUUGUUCUCAACCCAGAUUGACAGAUCUCUUUAUGAAGGCCCCAUAUGAUGGUGACCGACUGGAACAUUUUAAUACCUUUCUGUCACUUCUCUCCACACACAAUGAUCAUGGUGUCUGUGCAUGUUAUAAUAUGGAUGUUUCCCCAUACGAAAUCAUGCUUAAAGUAACCUUGGAAUGAGUGAUGUUUUUGACAGAAUGAGUUUGCAUUGUAAAUGCAGACAGUAUUUUAAUGGGACUAUGGACUAUGAGGGUUGCAAAAUUCCAGUAAGCUUUCCAAAAUUCCUAGACGUGUUUGGUUAGAAGAUUCCUGGAAUCAGGAGAGAAUAAGCAUGAAAUCUGGGAAUCCUCCAACUGGAAUUGCAGGGAAGAUUUUGGGGAAGUUCCCAGAAUUUUGCAAACCUAGACAUCAGUCUGAGCUGUUUUAGAAGCUAAACACUGCGGUUUAAUUUAGGUAUUUAUUUGACUGGCAUCUAGAUAUCUAGAGGUCAUGGUAUGCAACUGUCCUCUAGACGUCUAGGGAAAGAACCAUGACAAAGGUUUUAUAUGGUCAUUUCAUUAGUCUAAU